Messenger RNA from Exophiala aquamarina CBS 119918, 561 nucleotides. RefSeq lists its product as uncharacterized. The record is from RefSeq and is a predicted model, not a curated record. Bases 1 to 561 code for a protein of 186 amino acids. The transcript has a single exon. NCBI's taxonomy places the organism in Eukaryota, Fungi, Ascomycota, Eurotiomycetes, Chaetothyriales, Herpotrichiellaceae.
AUGGAGAAUCACCAAGACUUCAACGUCCCAUGGUGUCAAAAUUUACUCGCUUCGGAUAUUUCCAUUGUCGAAAUUCCGACUGAGCCUUCCUUUACAAGUAAUGAUGCUGACGGCGCCACAAAGGAUGAAGCCGUCUCUAACAGCAUGUUCAAGCAAACCCUCUACACGCCAGAUGCUAUUCGUGCUCAGCUAUGCUUCAAACGGCCGACCUCCGAGGCUGACUCCAUCAUCCCCUGGGAAUACUGCUAUGUACUGUCGCUCGGCUCUGGAAUCGACGGCAAGGCAGGUCGGGCGCACGGCGGCUUCAACGCUUUGAUUUUAGACCAGAUGACAGGCACUGUGGCAUCGAUGGUGUCAGGGAGUGCUGCGCCAGCUACAGCGACGAUGACUGUGGACUACAAAGCACCAAUUGAGACGCCUGGCGUCGUCCUGUGUCGUGGAUGGGCGGUGGAGCGACAGGGGAGGAAAACAUGGGUGAAAGCCACAGUUGAGGACGGCCAAGGGAAGUUGCUGGCCAGCGCUAAGGCUCUGUUCAUCGACCCAAGACCGACGAAGAUAUAA